UUUUUUUUUUUGUUUGUCUUUCUUUCCUUUCCUUUUCUUUCUUUCUUUUCCUUCCUUUUUUUAUCAUUCACAUUAUUAUUUAUGACUUUAUAUCUUCGAUCAACACUAGAAAAAUUUUCAUCCACUACUACAUCUUCCACUACUAGAUUGAUGAUAGAUGAGGGAACAAUCACAUUGGAUAUAAUAGAUAUGUGUUCCCCUUUUCUAUAUACAACUAAACAAUAUUCUAGUAUGAGGAUCAUCUUAGCAGAGUAUAUGGAUACAUUGCAGAGAAUAUUGAUAGUUGCAGAAGAAAAAUCAUCAUUCACCUCAUCAAAAGCGGAUCAACUGAUUUGUCUAAGCAAUAUUAUGCAGGCUUUGCUUCAACAAAUGGCUCAUGAACAGAGAAAAGCCUCAAAAUGUAAACGCCAAGUUCUUCAUUUUUGUUAUUAUCAAGCUUACCUAUUGGAUUGCUUAGAUUGGCCAUCAUUAGAAAAAACAUAUAAAUUGUUAUGUAAUUCUUUACCUAAUGAUAAUGAUUAUACUUGCCCGAUUUGUUUAUGCCUUUUAAAUAAUCCAAUGGCCUUUGAUACAUGUCAUCAUCGAUUUUGUCGUUCUUGUAUUGAUGAUUUCUUUUCCAAUGGUCAACCUUAUUCCAAAUCGAUGUAUCCAAUAAGGGCGGAUCAACAGAAUGAUGGGUUGCAUUGUCCUGUGUGUAGAGCAUCAGUGAUGAAAAGUCAAGUACAUUUGGAUAAAGCACUAAAUGGUUUUAUUAAGACGUAUUUCCCUGUUUAUAUUCCUUGGUGGAAGCGUGCUGCUAAAUCAUCAAAACAAAUAUUAUCAGCAUUAUGUGUUGCAUGGUGUACUUCAGCAUCAGCUUAUCAAUUUGAUGACUCGGGUGUUCAAUCACAAAUCUUUAUUCCUGUUUGGUAUUAAUAUAGUUGACUUUCUUUAGAUGUACAAAUAGUAAUAAAAUAGAAGUG
Halteromyces radiatus is the source of this 962-nucleotide messenger RNA. RefSeq lists its product as uncharacterized. The record is from RefSeq and is a predicted model, not a curated record. The transcript has 5 exons. The coding region runs from base 82 to 915 and encodes 277 amino acids. NCBI's taxonomy places the organism in Eukaryota, Fungi, Mucoromycota, Mucoromycetes, Mucorales, Cunninghamellaceae.